Kogia breviceps (pygmy sperm whale) is the source of this 3358-nucleotide messenger RNA. It is a transcript of the gene KIF5C, whose product is annotated as kinesin family member 5C. Gene Ontology annotation, biological process: mitotic cell cycle; microtubule-based movement. The record is from RefSeq and is a predicted model, not a curated record. NCBI's taxonomy places the organism in Eukaryota, Metazoa, Chordata, Mammalia, Artiodactyla, Physeteridae. Gene Ontology annotation, cellular component: microtubule. Gene Ontology annotation, molecular function: microtubule binding; microtubule motor activity; ATP binding.
GCGAAGGGGCGGGGCGGGGCGGAGAGGCGCCGGAGCUCGCUGGUGCUGAUGCAGGAUGGCUGAGCUCGCAGGAGCCCGGGAGGUCUGAGCCGGGAGAACCUUGCUCCCUGCGCAUCGCCUCGUCCGCCCGCCGCGUGGUCCUGGGCAGGUGGGCCCGGGACGCAGCGCAGGGCCAGGGCAGGGCCAGGGAAGGCAGGUGUGCAGCCGGACGGGCCAAAGGUUGAUAGACUGCCCACCUACCAGGUCUCGGAGCGGCCAGAGCUGCCCAGCCCGCCGAGUUCGCGAUGACCUGCUGAGAAGCUUCGUCGGAGGCUGCGGGAGGCGGCCUCGUUGCGGGCGGUGCGGUUCUCGACCACCUCCCUAGUUGUGCGGAACCCCGUCCCCCCGCCCCUUCCCUCUGCCGCCGGCAGAGAUGGCGGAUCCAGCCGAAUGCAGCAUCAAAGUGAUGUGCCGGUUCCGGCCACUCAACGAAGCUGAGAUCCUCCGCGGGGACAAAUUCAUCCCCAAAUUUAAAGGCGAUGAGACCGUGGUGAUCGGGCAAGGAAAGCCAUAUGUCUUCGACAGAGUGCUGCCUCCCACCACAACCCAAGAGCAGGUUUACAACGCGUGUGCAAAGCAAAUUGUCAAAGAUGUCCUUGAGGGUUAUAAUGGGACAAUUUUUGCGUAUGGACAGACAUCAUCAGGAAAAACGCACACCAUGGAGGGGAAGCUCCAUGACCCUCAACUCAUGGGCAUCAUCCCAAGGAUCGCACACGACAUCUUUGACCAUAUCUAUUCCAUGGACGAAAACCUGGAGUUCCACAUCAAGGUUUCCUAUUUUGAAAUCUACUUGGACAAAAUCAGGGACUUACUCGAUGUAUCCAAGACAAACUUGGCUGUUCAUGAAGAUAAAAACAGAGUCCCGUACGUUAAGGGGUGCACCGAGCGGUUUGUGUCAAGCCCCGAGGAGGUCAUGGACGUGAUAGAUGAAGGCAAAGCAAACCGCCACGUGGCUGUAACGAACAUGAAUGAACACAGCUCUAGAAGUCACAGUAUCUUCCUGAUUAAUAUUAAACAAGAGAAUGUAGAGACUGAAAAAAAACUCAGUGGGAAGCUUUAUCUAGUUGAUUUGGCUGGGAGUGAAAAGGUCAGCAAAACUGGUGCCGAGGGAGCUGUUCUUGACGAAGCUAAAAAUAUCAAUAAGUCUUUGUCUGCUCUUGGAAACGUGAUCUCUGCCUUGGCAGAAGGGACAAAAACACACGUGCCAUACCGGGAUAGCAAGAUGACUCGGAUUCUUCAGGACUCUCUGGGUGGGAACUGUAGAACCACCAUCGUUAUUUGCUGUUCUCCCUCGGUAUUCAAUGAAGCUGAGACCAAGUCAACGCUAAUGUUUGGACAAAGGGCUAAGACCAUCAAGAAUACAGUCUCUGUGAACCUGGAGCUGACAGCGGAAGAAUGGAAGAAGAAAUAUGAAAAAGAGAAAGAGAAAAACAAGACUUUGAAGAAUGUUCUCCAGCAUCUGGAGAUGGAGCUAAACAGGUGGAGAAAUGGAGAAGCUGUGCCCGAGGAUGAACAGAUCAGUGCUAAGGACCAGAAGCCCCUGGAGCCCUGUGAUAACACCCCCAUCAUAGACAACAUUGUUCCUGUGGUUGCUGGCAUCUCUGCAGAGGAGAAGGAGAAGUAUGAUGAGGAGAUCUCCAGUCUCUACCGACAGCUGGAUGAUAAGGAUGAUGAAAUUAACCAGCAGAGCCAGCUGGCUGAAAAGCUAAAGCAACAGAUGUUGGAUCAGGAUGAGCUUUUAGCUUCUACAAGAAGAGACUAUGAGAAGAUCCAGGAGGAGCUGACACGUCUCCAGAUUGAAAAUGAGGCAGCCAAAGAUGAGGUGAAAGAAGUUCUCCAGGCCCUGGAGGAGCUGGCUGUCAAUUACGACCAGAAGUCGCAGGAAGUGGAGGACAAGACCAGGGCCAAUGAGCAGCUGACAGAUGAGCUGGCCCAGAAAACGACAACAUUGACCACCACACAAAGAGAGCUGAGCCAGCUGCAAGAGCUUAGCAAUCACCAGAAAAAGAGGGCCACUGAGAUCCUGAAUUUGCUGCUGAAGGAUCUGGGGGAGAUAGGAGGAAUUAUUGGCACCAAUGAUGUGAAGACUUUGGCAGAUGUGAAUGGAGUCAUUGAGGAGGAAUUCACCAUGGCCCGGCUGUACAUCAGCAAGAUGAAAUCGGAGGUUAAAUCUCUGGUGAACCGCAGUAAACAGCUCGAGAGCGCCCAGAUGGACUCCAACAGGAAGAUGAAUGCCAGUGAGCGGGAGCUGGCAGCCUGCCAGCUGCUCAUCUCCCAGCAUGAAGCCAAGAUCAAAUCCCUGACAGACUACAUGCAGAACAUGGAACAGAAGAGGAGGCAGCUGGAAGAGUCCCAAGACUCACUCAGCGAAGAGCUGGCCAAGCUCCGAGCCCAAGAAAAAAUGCAUGAAGUCAGCUUCCAGGAUAAAGAAAAGGAACAUCUGACCCGGCUGCAGGAUGCUGAGGAAAUGAAGAAGGCGCUGGAGCAGCAGAUGGAGAGCCACCGGGAAGCUCAUCAGAAGCAGCUGUCCAGGCUCCGAGAUGAAAUCGAGGAGAAGCAGAAAAUCAUCGAUGAGAUUCGGGAUUUGAAUCAGAAACUGCAACUGGAACAGGAGAAGCUCAGUUCUGAUUAUAACAAGCUGAAAAUAGAAGACCAAGAGAGAGAAAUGAAACUGGAAAAGCUCUUAUUGCUCAAUGAUAAAAGAGAACAAGCCAGAGAGGACCUCAAAGGGCUGGAGGAGACAGUGUCUCGAGAACUACAGACUCUGCACAACCUCCGUAAACUCUUCGUCCAGGAUCUGACCGCCCGGGUUAAAAAAAGUGUAGAGCUGGACAACGACGAGGGAGGAGGCAGUGCUGCCCAGAAGCAGAAAAUUUCCUUCCUGGAGAAUAACCUGGAGCAGCUCACUAAGGUCCACAAACAGCUGGUCCGGGACAACGCAGACCUGCGCUGUGAGCUGCCCAAGCUGGAGAAGCGCCUGCGUGCCACAGCCGAGCGCGUCAAGGCACUGGAGAGCGCGCUGAAGGAGGCCAAGGAGAACGCCAUGCGGGACCGCAAGCGCUACCAGCAGGAGGUGGACCGCAUCAAGGAGGCUGUGCGAGCCAAGAACAUGGCCAGGAGGGCCCACUCGGCCCAGAUCGCCAAGCCCAUCCGCCCUGGACACUACCCAGCAUCGUCUCCAACGGCCAUCCACGCCAUCCGAGGGGGAGGAGGCAGCUCUUCAAACUCCACUCACUACCAGAAAUAAACAUGAAAUAUGACUCUCCACGUAGCAUGUCAAGGACUACAUUAAUCACCAAUUCCUUUACUUUUUUUCCCC